Messenger RNA from Darwinula stevensoni, 981 nucleotides. The record is from the annotation of a GenBank genome assembly. NCBI's taxonomy places the organism in Eukaryota, Metazoa, Arthropoda, Ostracoda, Podocopida, Darwinulidae.
AUGGUUACGAAAUUCAUAAGAUCCAUCCCGGAUGGCUACGUCAUGCUUGCAUACUACUCGGAGUUUCAGAAGAAAAACACGUUCAAACCUCGAGAGGAUGACAUCUGGAUCGUCACAUUUCUCCGAUCAGGAACAACAUGGACUCAAGAAUUGACCUGGUGUAUAGUCAACAUUGAUGAGAUAGAAGAUGCACGCAAGUUUCCCCUCUGGUUCCGAACUCCAUUCUACGAGUGGGACUGCCUGGUACCUCCAGAUGGACUUCCAGAUUUGUCACAGCUGGCCAUUCCAUUUGACACCAUCGAGGAGGCAGACAAGCACUUCCAGAAACACGGGAACAUGGUUCCUCACCUGGAAAGCUUACCUUCUCCCAGAGUUAUCAAGACGCAUUUACCAAUUUCACUAUUGCCUCCAGAAGUCAGGAAAAAUAAGAUUAUCUAUGUGUCGAGGAACCCGAAGGACUCCGGGAUCUCCUACUACUCUUUGUUUCAUACUUUCGACAGUUUCAUGGGGACGCUUGAUGAUUUCAUCGAGCAGAGCAUUCACGGAAUCAGCUUGUGGGGUCCGCAUUGGAAACAUGUUCGAGAACACUGGGAAAUGAGGAAUGAGCCGAAUGUCUGCUUCCUCACUUUCGAAUCCCUUUGCUAUGACUUCCAUAUCGGCAAAUUGAAAGCCCCUAGAAGCGGAUUUGCGUUCACGGCCACGAAUCCCCACCGACAGAACGCGAUCGAGGAGAUCGAGAGGCUAGCCCGAUUCCUCGGGAAGGACCUGACCCAGGAACAGACGAAGGCCGUGGAGGAAGAGGCCUCGAUCGAGCGAAUGAGGGAAAAGUCCCCCGUGACCGAAUCCAACUACAGGUGGAAGCAUUUAAAUCCUAGUCGCGAUACGGCCGAGUCCUUCAUUCGAGGCGGCCGAGUCGGUGGGUGGCGGAAUGUGCUCGACGAGGACCAAGUCGAGAAGAUCGACAAAUACAUCAGGGAAUAA